Megalops cyprinoides (Indo-Pacific tarpon) is the source of this 1899-nucleotide messenger RNA. RefSeq names its product CCR4-NOT transcription complex subunit 2-like. Gene Ontology annotation, cellular component: P-body; CCR4-NOT core complex. NCBI's taxonomy places the organism in Eukaryota, Metazoa, Chordata, Actinopteri, Elopiformes, Megalopidae. The record is from RefSeq and is a predicted model, not a curated record. Gene Ontology annotation, biological process: regulation of stem cell population maintenance; nuclear-transcribed mRNA poly(A) tail shortening; regulation of DNA-templated transcription. The transcript has 15 exons. Bases 1 to 1689 code for a protein of 562 amino acids.
AUGGCUUUGGAGGUCACGGUGAGGUUAGAGGGUAAAGGUUAUUCACCCAGCAUCCUCGAGUGUCGAAUACACAGCCAUCUUGGAUCUGCGAGGAGAAGAGAAAUUAAUGCGGUGACAAACAGCAUGUUUAGUGCUACGAGAAAGAAGUUUGUAGAGGGGGUCGAAAGUGACUACCCCGAUGAAAGUAUGUACUACGGCCAGCCGUCGAUGUUCCCACAUCGAUCAGACAAAGACAUGCUGGCAUCUCCGUCACCAUCAUCAUCAGGUCAAUUGUCCCAGCUUGGUGCAAGUUUAUAUGGGCCACAAAGUGCACUAGGCUUUUCCAUGCGGGGCAUGAGCAACCCCCCCCAGCUAAACCGCAGCUUAACACAGGGUUCUCAGCUACCGAGCCACGUAACCCCGACGACGGGCGUCCCCACAAUGUCCCUGCACACUCCGCCCUCGCCAAGCAGGGGGAUCCUGCCCAUGAACACGCGGAACAUGAUGAAUCACUCCCAGGUGGGGCAAGGCAUGGGGAUGAGCGGCAGGACCAACAGCAUGAGCAGCUCAGGGCUGGGCAGCCCCAACAGGAGCUCGCCCAGCAUCAUAUGCAUGCCAAAGCAGCAACCGUCCCGACAGCCCUUCACCAUCAACAGUAUGUCUGGGUUUGGAAUGAACAGGAAUCAGGCAUUCGGGAUGAACAACUCGUUAUCGAGCAACAUCUUCAACGGAACAGACGGGAGUGAAAACGUGACGGGACUGGACCUGUCGGACUUCCCGGCGCUGGCAGACAGAAGUCGAAGGGAAGGAAGUGGCAACCCGACGCCGUUACUCAACCCGCUGGCUGGGAGAGCUCCGUAUGUUGGGAUGGUCACGAAGCCGUCGAAUGAACAGUCCCAAGACUUCUCCAUACACAACGAGGACUUCCCCGCACUGCCAGGCCCCAACUACAAGGACCCCACGUCGAGCAAUGACGACAGCAAAUCGAAUUUAAACUCAUCAGGAAAAAAUGCAUCAAGCACAGAUGGGCCCAAAUUCCCAGGAGACAAGAGCUCAACGGUGCAGAACAACAACCAGCAGAAGAAAGGGAUCCAAGUGUUACCUGACGGACGGGUGACGAACAUUCCCUCCGGGAUGGUAACAGACCAGUUCGGGAUGAUCGGGUUGUUAACCUUCAUCCGGGCGGCGGAGACGGACCCAGGGAUGGUGCACCUGGCGCUUGGCAGUGACUUGACGACACUUGGACUCAACCUCAACUCACCAGAAAAUCUGUACCCCAAAUUUGCAUCCCCCUGGGCAUCAGCGCCUUGCCGACCUCAAGACAUCGACUUCCAUGUUCCAUCUGAGUACUUAACCAACAUUCACAUAAGGGACAAGCUGGCUGCAAUAAAACUGUCUCGUUAUGGAGAAGACCUGCUGUUCUACCUGUACUACAUGAAUGGAGGAGACCUCUUACAGCUGCUAGCGGCAGUAGAGCUUUUCAACCGUGACUGGAGGUACCACAAGGAGGAGCGAGUGUGGAUCACACGGGCGCCGGGCAUGGAGCCCACAUUAAAGACCAACACCUACGAGAGGGGAACGUACUACUUCUUUGAUUGUCUUAACUGGAGGAAGGUAGCUAAGGAGUUUCACCUGGAAUACGACAAGCUAGAAGAAAGGCCUCACGUGCCAUCGACCUUCAACUACAACCCAGCUCAGCAAGCCUUCUGAAAGACUUCCCUGUUCAUGGGGUAUGGCUGUCUCAGCACGUCGCUUACUGAAACAGCAGGCACUGACGUGACUCAGGCAUCCUGGUUUUUAUUCCUUGAAGAUCUGGCAAAUUGACUUAGGCGGAGGGGGGUCACCGUUUUUGGGGUCCUGCCUUACGAAUUUUCGUGCUGCCCAAACACCAACCUUGUUCCUUUUUUUUUUUUUUUUUUU